This is a messenger RNA of Bombina bombina (fire-bellied toad), 2363 nucleotides long. RefSeq names its product coiled-coil domain containing 6 (gene CCDC6). Bases 94 to 1467 code for a protein of 457 amino acids. Lineage: Eukaryota; Metazoa; Chordata; Amphibia; Anura; Bombinatoridae. The record is from RefSeq and is a predicted model, not a curated record. The transcript is spliced from 9 exons.
GAGUGUGCGCAGUGUCGCCUGCUCUCGCACAGUAGGAUGAGUGUCUGGCCGCCGCCUGUUCUGUGUCAUCGUUCCCCUUAAACAGCCGUGGUUAUGGCGGACAGUGCCAGCGAGAGUGAUACUGAUGGUGCAGGUAACAGCUCGGCAGCCAUGCAGACCUCGUCUUCGGCGCCUUCCUCUGGGAAGUCAGGCAUUGUGAUUUCGCCGUUCCGUCUGGAGGAGCUGACUAACCGCCUGGCCUCGCUACAGCAGGAGAACAAAGUGCUGAAGAUCGAACUGGAGACCUACAAGCUCAAGUGUAAGGCGCUGCAGGAGGAGAACCGGGACUUGAGAAAAGCCAGUGUCACUAUACAAGCAAGAGCAGAGCAAGAGGAGGAGUUCAUUAGCAACACUUUGUUUAAGAAGAUUCAAGCCUUGCAGAAGGAGAAGGAAACCCUUGCUGUCAACUAUGAAAAAGAGGAGGAAUUCCUCACAAAUGAACUGUCCCGUAAACUCAUGCAGUUGCAACAUGAAAAAGCAGAGCUGGAACAGCAUCUGGAACAGGAACAAGAGUUUCAAGUGAACAAACUAAUGAAGAAAAUAAAGAAACUGGAAAAUGAUACAAUCUCCAAACAGCUAACGCUAGAACAGUUAAGACGUGAAAAAAUUGAUCUUGAAAACACAUUAGAACAAGAACAGGAAGCGCUUGUAAACCGCCUCUGGAAAAGGAUGGACAAACUUGAAGCAGAGAAAAGAAUUUUACAAGAAAAAUUAGAUCAACCUGUAUCUGCUCCUCCGUCACCACGAGACAUAUCAAUGGACAUAGAUUCUCCAGAAAACAUGAUGAGGCACAUACGAUUUUUGAAGAAUGAGGUAGAAAGGCUAAAGAAGCAGUUAAGAGCAGCUCAGCUGCAACACACUGAGAAAAUGGCACAAUAUUUGGAGGAAGAACGCCACAUGAGAGAAGAAAACUUGCGACUUCAAAGAAAGCUACAGCGAGAGAUGGAAAGAAGAGAGGCCCUAUGCAGGCAACUGUCAGAAAGCGAGUCCAGUUUAGAAAUGGAUGAUGAGAGGUAUUUUAAUGAGAUGUCAGCACAAGGGCUGAGGCCACGCACUGUAUCCAGCCCUAUUCCCUAUACACCAUCUCCAAGUUCCAGCAGGCCUAUUUCUCCUGGUUUGUCUUAUGCAAGUCACAAUGUCGGUUUCACACCUCCAGCGUCCCUGACUAGGGCUGGAAUGUCAUAUUUCAACGCUCCUGGUUUACAUGUGCAACAUAUGGGAUCAUCCCACGGUAUUACAAGACCUUCACCAAGGAGAAGCAACAGCCCAGAUAAAUUCAAGCGCCCCACACCACCUCCUUCUCCAAACACUCAAACCCCAGUGCAGCCGCCACCACCUCCACCACCUCCAGCACAACCUGCAGUCCAGUCUGCUGCAUCUCAGUCUGCAACUUCCCACAAUUCAGUGCAUCCUUUCCCUCAACCCUAGUGCAUGUGCUCUGCAGUCUCUGCAUUUUGAGUUGGACUCAUACCAUGGAACAGUUUACUAAAGCCAAAGGCUUAUCUGUCAUAUUUGGAUUUGACUUUAUUUGCACUGAGGUUACAUAGGCUUCACUGUUUUAUUGUGUUGUAAAUGUUUGUCUUAAAAUGCAGCCAGUGUUGUGGGUCUACAGCGUUUAACUUCCCAACACGAUUACUUGUCCAUGUUUACGGAAACUUCAUGUACGUUCAUUCUCUGGCUGGAACAAUUGCUACUUGGUAUUGGGCAGAACCAACUAAAAGUUGUACAACACUGCUCUAAUACAUCCUCUCAAGGCUUUUAGAUUUGUGUAGUUAAAGGGAUAUCAUCUUUUUUUAUGAGUUUGUAUAAUUAAGCAUGAUAGGUUGAUUUUUUUUUUUCCGCAAAGGGAUAUCCCAAGCGUUCAGGAAACAAUCACUACAUAUGAGUAAUAUUUAAUAUGGACACCUUUUGGGGUGCUCAUGAAAACCAUUGUGGUUGUAAGCCAAUCUACAAUGAAUAUACACAAUUUAAAAUGAAGCCAAUAUUGCUAACAGCAGUCAUGCUCUUUGAGAUAUAGUAGCAUGGAUACUUUGCAAGCCAGUAUGUUAAUAUUCUUUACCAAUUAUGUGUAAAUCAAGAUUUUAUGGAGGUAGGUGAAGUUCUUCAGUGCCUGUAACUCCCAUACAUUUUAUAUGCUGAGCAAGUUUUGUGUUGCACACAAGACGUAACUGAUGCAAAAAUCACAAAACCAAAAUAUCAUCUAUAAUUGAAAUGGUGGUGAAAUGUGGGGAAUUUUGUUUAAAUAUGUGGAAUGUAUUGUAAAUUGAUCUUAAGAUUUAAAUGUAUCCUAGAUCAUCAUCAUAAGUAAACUGUCCGUAAAUUCA